Rhopilema esculentum is the source of this 3514-nucleotide messenger RNA. RefSeq lists its product as uncharacterized. The record is from RefSeq and is a predicted model, not a curated record. Lineage: Eukaryota; Metazoa; Cnidaria; Scyphozoa; Rhizostomeae; Rhizostomatidae.
CUAGAGUCACUUCUAAGUGUAGAAACUGGUUAUAGUGAAAUCUAGUUUAUUCCAACAUACUUUUACCAGAAACUAAGUUUCUUAAAUGGCUAGAAAUUUCUAUACCGCUACUAAAAUAAAAAAUACGGGCCAAUUUUUUCUCAGAAACCUCUUCUGGUAUGCAUUGUAAAUAGGUUCGUGAAGGUUAAAUAUGUUACGGUUAUUCUUUUCCUUUGCAUUUCCUCGAAGGGUACCUCAAAAGCUAUUAGGAGAAGUUAGUCGAUUACACAGGUUUUUGUAAAUAAGAGGUGUUUUCCCUCAUCAAUUUGCAAUUAGAAUGUGGUGUUACAACCAAAAAGGCAUUAAGUACAAACAGUCUUAAAAUAUAUUUUUCUAAAUAACCGUAACAAUCAAACUGUGUAAGAAAAGCUAAUUUUGAAUCGUGUCUUCUUGUGUAAAUUAUUUUGUUCUCUAGUUAUGUAUCUUGUUAAUGUAACGUUGAAUUCAUUACUCAUAUUCGCUGAUAAGUUGUCAGUCUCGUUUAUAUUUAUGUUGAUACAAAUUAUCCAUUGCAAGACGAUCGACAAUUAUUAUUUAACUGAGCCACUGAAUAUACUUAUGAAUUUAUUUUUUGAUUCUGGUCAUUAUCUCAAAUUUAAAAAAUAUGCCAAAGUUCUGCCGAUUUUCAAAGUAUACUGCACAUAAAAGGUAACAAUCUACCGUCCAAUAUCCUUAUUGCCCAUCUUUGAUAAUACAUUUGAAAAACUGGUAUACUCGCGCUUUCUUGCAUUCUUCACAAAUGAAAUAUCCUAUAUCCCAAUAUCAAUCUUCCUUUAUUUUGGGAAGCCAUUCAAACACGGUCAAUUACCAGAUUAUCGAUAGUAAACUAGAACUUUACGAUAUUAGAAGAAGGACUCUACUGAAAUGGUUUCGUUCAAGUUUGAGUGACAGAACUUUUAGGGAGAGAAAACCAAAAAGUGUGUCCAAAAGGUUUACCGUAACCUUAACAUCUGUUACAGUAGUUAAAUUCAAUAAUGCUGAGAAUAUAUACGAAGGAGCAUGAAAUGCCAGAAAACGUAAAAAGUAACCAGAAUUGUUGGAUUUCGAUUUAUAUUAGAAUCUAAAAUUGUUUCUUUUGAUGUAAAUCAAGUGCGUAGAAAGUUGUAAGCUAGGUGGUAAGAGCACUUAACCUAGGCUAGGACUCACCCACUCACAUGAAACUCGACAGAAAAGUUGGUGGAGGGGACAAAAAAGACAAAAGAGGAGAGGAUAAUCUCCUGGCAGUCAAUUGUUGCUGUUGUUGCUGAUUGGCAAAGACCACGGUGGCAAAGACUGGCUUUUCAACAUGGCUCCAACGAAAAUCAAGUUGUUUGAAUAUUUACGUAGAACAUGCAACACGAGAUCGGUGAAGAUAAAAUGGCAAGAGUGACAAUUGAAGGAAAGAAAAAACUUAGUGUGAACAAGAGAACAAUUGACAUGGCAAUCAAGGGGUCUUUGGGGCAUAUAGAAGGAAAUGAAACCAUAGAUGAUCAUCACACUAACAUUGUAAUGUCAACAAAAUCAUUGAUAGAUCAAGGAAAUUUGUUGGAGAAGAGCAGAAGGACAAGUGAACCAGUGGAAAAAUGUAAACGACUCUUGCAUACAUUGGCAGCUAGAAGCUCCAGAAGAAGCACUGAAUACAAACAUUUGAUGCUAGCCAUGAAAAAGACAGAAGAUUCAAGCUCUUUAUACCAAAAUCUGCCAGUGUCGUGUUAUCAUUGCAGACUUCAGCGAUUGCAAUCGCUGUUCGUUUGGAAUCAAAUACAUGACCUUUUUAAUCCUAAAGCCGUUUCCAAGGACAUUGGAAGGUAUCCCGCUAAGGUAGUUUCUGCACCAGAACAAAACUCAUUGCUAAUAACAUCCAGAAGUAUUUCUCGAAGAAACAGCUGCUUUGUACAAGAAAGUUUAAAAGAAUCGUACCAUAAGAAAACUGAGAAAGAUACGAGUAACCCUACACGUGUAAGCACUAAGAAUUGUGGGUUAGCUGUAUCAGGUAGAAAGCAGUUUGAUGAUUCCCCUGCCAACGAUGUCCGUCGCUCUGCAGCCAGUUUUGCAAUCGAAGCUGAAAAGGUGAUUGGAUUCGAUUUGUCAGAACGCUGUGUUCGUAAGACUUCUACAGAUAUAUCAAGAGUUGCACAUUCAAAAACAAUUUAUAGAGGGAAGGACAGCAAUGUUAGAAAAUGUUCCCAAUGGAAAACGCCGCAGGCAAAAGGCGCAAUUGAAACUCCUGCCAGGAAAAAGGAUUCGACGAAAAUGGAAAGUCACGGCUCACCAACUUCUUUUUCAUGUACGGAUGAGCUUCGCGAAAGACAUGCCAGCAGCAAUCAAAGAAGUAUUUUGAAAAUGGAUGGCUCUUCAAUGUCUUCAAACGACGUUUAUACCAGUCACCCAGGAACUAAGAAAGUUAAUAGACAGCAUGAUGAUGCGAAUGAUGGCGUUAUGGUGUUAGAAGAAUUACCCAGUAUACCAAGAGGAACAAAAGAAAGCAUAACCAAUGAAAGAACCCACGAAACCAAAUCAUGUCUUCCUGCGACUUCAAAUUCACGCUGCAAAACAAAAAAUAGUUCUUCUUCUCGCUUAACAAACAUCAGAAGCAAUAACAACAGCAACAACGGAAGCAGUAUUUUGAAUCACUGUUCGAUAUGCUUGAUGGAGUUUCCUUUAAACGUUUCGCAAAAUCCGAAACUCUUAUUGCGAGGUACCGAAAUACCCAAGUGUGUUUUUCAAAGCAAAGAUUUACUAGAACCAAGCAAACAUGGCGGUAGCCGAUCAAGGUCAAAGGGAAAAGGAAAGCUUUUCCAUAACCAAAACCCAAUUGUUUUCUUUGUUUUUCUGAGUAAGGUUUUCAUAAUUUGUGGGUUUAGAGUGGUAAGGUGUGACUUCUUAGAAAUUAUUUUUUAGAAUUUUUAACUUGGCAUCCUAAAUCUUUAAAAGUGACACCAUGAAAAAUCUCUGAAUAUGCCAAGUAUGUAAAAUGUGUUAAAAAUUGGGUAAAAUAUGUCUAAUUAGAGAUUUGAAAUUUGCUGACGGAGCACUGUGAUUUUAUCUUGAUUCAUAAAGCUUCAAAUAAAGACUAAAAUUCUGUGAUUUGAAAGCAAAAGAGCCUGUAAUCGUGUAGCUGUAACUGAUUCUGCACAUUUAGAAAUAUUUCAAGAUUCUCGUUCAGGAUUUAUAGAAUUCAAUUUCAGCAACUGUAAAAACUGAUUUUUGUGACGCCAUUUUUUUAUAGACACUUUUCUUUAUGUAUAUAAAAUUGUGCUCAGCAACUUUGAACACUAAUUACGAGUCAACUUGCUUAUGGAAGAGAAUGGCAUUUUUUGUUAUUUCAACGAUUGGGGGUUAUUUCAUUUUUGUACAGUUUUGGUUUGAAUGAAUAUGCUGUUUGAAAAUUGUUGAGCUAUAGCUCUGGUUCAAAACCAAGCUUUUGUUUUCUUGUUAUCCCUUUCUAUCUUUUCUCAUUUCAGCUGCCUGUUUUGCAAGCUCAUUUCUCUGAAUU